CGCUGGUCAGAGGGCGGGAGAACAGCGCUCGCUCAUAUAUGAGGAGCAGCACACUUCCAAACUUUCCUGACUGGACACCUACAGCAGUUUAAACAAAGAGUUGAAUAACAGCAGAAGACAUGAUUGACGAAGUGAAAAGGGAGAGAGGCGAUCAAUGGAUUUCAUUUUACUCCAGCGAGGUGUAUUAUGGAGCAGACAACCUGCUGUUGGGCCCCAGAGGAUAUUCCCCCCCAGAGCAUCACUACCAGAGUUACGGCCCACCGUGUGAUUCAGCAGCUGCGGGAAACACCGGGAGACUCGGAAGCCCAGUGGGAAUACUGCCUCCACCAAACCCCAAAGGAUACACUGAGAGCAGCUCCAGUGAACCUGAGUUUCCAGCGCUGAAAUCAGUCUACAGACGGACCUUAAGCCACGCCAAGCCACCAUAUUCCUACAUCUCUCUUCUCUGCAUGGCAAUCCAGCAGUCGCCAACCAAGAGACUGACUCUGAACGAGAUCUACGACUGGAUCCGCCAGCUCUUCCCGUAUUACAGACAGAAUCAACAGCGAUGGCAAAACUCCAUCCGCCAUUCCCUGUCAUUCAACGACUGCUUCGUGCGUGUACCAAGAUCACCAGACUCGCCAGGGAAAGGCUCGUACUGGGCCCUGCACCCCGACUCCGGUAACAUGUUUGAAAACGGCUGCUACAUGCGUCGCCAGAAGCGCUUCAAGUGUCAGAAGGUGACGUCGCCAUCAAAAAAUUCGGAUGGGGAAGCUGUGAAAUCAGAAGGGAAGAAGAAAAAGGUGGAGGUCAAGUCACUCAUCUCUUCUUGUAAAUCACCUGUGCCUCCUCCGAGUGACACCACAGCACAGCAUUCAAGCAUAUUACCAGUAUCCUAUCCUGCAACCAAAGCACCUUCUCCUUCCCAUCUUUGUCAGCACCUUACACCCUCACACACUUUAUUUCCUACCCAGCCACACUUGCCUUCUCUUAACGUCCCGUUCCCAACAAUGCCCAGUCCCAGCCUGCAGUCUGUCCCGCCAGCCUCUAUGGAAUCCAGCUUGCACUGUGAACCUACUUCCCAACACUCCAUUUCUGUCCCGCGACUUAUGGACUUCCAGUACUGCGAGACUCCUGUGAACUACCCGGUUUACUGCCAGUCUAAUUCUCAUCCCAACUUCACCUCGUAUGCAGGAGACUCUGUUUACUACCCUGGAUUUAGCAUGUGUUCUGCUCCUCUUCUGAGUUCCUCCUGAUCAACCUCCUAUAGUCUAUUAAGGGCUUUAAAAAUGGAUUCAUUUCUGUUUAGAUACUUAUAAUUGCUGUAUAUAUUAGUUGGACUCAUAG
Messenger RNA from Sinocyclocheilus rhinocerous, 1326 nucleotides. RefSeq names its product forkhead box protein A4-like. Gene Ontology annotation, biological process: anatomical structure morphogenesis; regulation of transcription by RNA polymerase II; cell differentiation. The record is from RefSeq and is a predicted model, not a curated record. The transcript has 3 exons. The coding region runs from base 120 to 1235 and encodes 371 amino acids. Gene Ontology annotation, molecular function: DNA-binding transcription factor activity, RNA polymerase II-specific; RNA polymerase II cis-regulatory region sequence-specific DNA binding. NCBI's taxonomy places the organism in Eukaryota, Metazoa, Chordata, Actinopteri, Cypriniformes, Cyprinidae.